Messenger RNA from Planococcus citri (citrus mealybug), 4786 nucleotides. RefSeq lists its product as uncharacterized. Lineage: Eukaryota; Metazoa; Arthropoda; Insecta; Hemiptera; Pseudococcidae. Gene Ontology annotation, molecular function: RNA binding. Gene Ontology annotation, biological process: regulation of mitochondrial mRNA stability; mitochondrial RNA processing. Bases 575 to 3364 code for a protein of 929 amino acids. The transcript has 4 exons. The record is from RefSeq and is a predicted model, not a curated record. Gene Ontology annotation, cellular component: ribonucleoprotein granule; mitochondrial matrix.
CGUGUUGAUAAGACUUAUCAUUAAUUUUGAGCCGAAUUCGCGAAGUGAGAUUUUUUUCAUUCAAAACUUGAUUUAUUCAAUUUAUUUCGGUGUUUGUUUAAAUUUGUAUUGCUUCAAAUAUCAAAUUUGAACGAAAGAAUAAAAAUUGCGGAACGUGUGUGGUGAAAAAGUAAAAAAAUCGCGUGUGUAAGCCAACUAGUAAACUAGUGCAGUGAAAAUGAAUAUGAAUUCUCGCCGGUAUGAAUUUGACCUUUGAAAGGUUAGUGAAUUUGAAUCCGGUCAACAUUACCAUCGAAAUCUUACCAAGUACAAAUGAAACGUUCUCCCAAUAUUGAUGAUUGAUAUUCAGAUUUGCUGAUUCAUCAGAGUUCUCUGAAUACAAUUAUCUUAUUAGCCUCAAAUGAUAAAUUUUCGAUCAAUUCUUUUGGAUCUAUUCUCUCAUCAGUUGAUAUUAUGGCACGACGAUCAAUCUUCUUUGAUCAGUACGACGUUUGUUAAACCUAUCUAACUCUAACGACUUCAACAUUGAUUGUAUUUGGUUGCCAGAAGCUGUUACAUCGUUCAGGAAUUGAAAAUGGGCUCCAUCUUGCAAAGUCACGCUCAAUUUUCAAAGAAGCUAUGCUGUAUGCCUAAAAGUAGCACGAUGAUGUUACUAAAUUUACUAUGUUGUACUGACCCUACAAAGACCUCUCGUUACAUUCAUCAAAGCUGUGCCAUGACCACAUUUGCCAGUCUUCGUCUACCAGAUCAAACCAAUUUUCCUAAUCAACUAUUCCGCAUCCCUCGUAGCACUACAGCAAAAACAUUUCCCAACUCGCUAGGCCGCAUCAACUUUACCAUAAAAUCACGUCACAUGUACACAAACCAAGAAACCGAUAUGUUUUCCGUGAAAGAAGAUCAUAGCACAUUUUCUCGUCAGCUUUCUCUAAUCAAACGAGAUUCAACAUCCCAGAUAGGAGAUCUAGUCGCAGAAUGGCUGAGACGUUUCGAUUCCCUGCCGGUAAUCAACUCCGAUGCGGUAUCCGGUUCGCUCAAUACGUUAUCCAAGUUGAACAUUUUCGAUAAAACGUGGAGUCGAGCCGAGCAAGAAAACUUGAGAAAAUUAAUCGUCAAACUUUCGGAAAAAGGAGUCAAAUUACUCGAUCCGCAAACCGUAGCUAGUAAUAAAAUGUCCUCUUGGCAGAUUUCCAAUUGUUUAGCCGCUCUCUCCGCGUGGAAUGUGUUGAGAAAAAAUAUUUGGGGUAACGAAGCGAGUCGAACGAUCAGCGAAUUCAUCGUUCGAUUGAUAAAUCAAGGAAACUGGAUAUUGUACUCGGUAACUGAAACGAACGAUCGGUUUGAUUCUCAAGCCGUUGCUACUAGCUUGACCGCUAUGUCUAGGUGGAGAAUGGAUGAAUUUCCAGGAGCUAAGAAGUUCAUCCUGCAGUUAAUUUCGCGAGGAAGCGUUAUGGCUAACGAAAACGUAGAUAAUGAUCGAUUCUCUACUGUCAGCGUUGUUAAAACAUUGCUCACGCUGUCCAAGUGGAACACAGAUGAACUACAAGGAGCUAAAGCGUUUAUUACUCAGUUGAUUAUACAAGCAACUGCAAUGACAUCUGAUUUCAAUUCCAUAGAAACUGCCAAUUGCUUGAAUGCUUUGUCUAAAUGGAACAUGAACGAAAUACCGCAAACCAGAGGGCUUAUCAAUAAACUAAUCCAAAGAGGUGAUACGAUCAUUAAUAAUUUCAGAUGUCAGGAGAUCGCUGUUAGUUUAAACGCGUUGUCCAAAUGGAAUAUUAACGAGUUAGAAGAAGCUAAACCCUUCAUCGUCAAGUUAGUGAAACGUGGAACUACGAUGGCGAGUGGAUUUAAACCUCAAGAGAUCGCUAUUUCCUUAAACGCCGCGUCUAAAUGGAAUAUCGACGAGAUCGAAGGUAUCCGAGAGUUCAUCGUUAACUUGGUGCAAUACGGAAAGCUCACAGCUGGUAAUUUCAAUUCUCAAGGCAUUUCCAACAGCUUGAACGCUCUAUCGAAAUGGGAAGUCGAUGAAUUUCGAGGAGCGAGAGAAUUCAUCAUCGAAUUAGUGAAAGUCGGAAAAUCAACCAGUUCCACUUUCAAUCCUCAAGGUAUUUCUAGUUGUAUGAACGCGUUAUCCAAAUGGAAUAUCGACGAAUUUCAAGGAUCCAAAGAGUUCAUCGUUCAAUUGAUCAAAUUAGGAGUCAAGUCGAUCGAAGGAUUCGGUCCGCAGGCUAUUUCAAACAGCUUGAACGCUUUAUCUAAAUGGAAUACGGUAGAGUUAGAAGGAGUUGAGCAGUUUAUGGUUGCGCUAGUCAAACGUGGAAAUUCAGUGAUUGGAGGAUUCACAUCGCAACAAAUCACUAACACCUUGAACGCUUUAUCCAAAUGGGAUAUUUAUCAGUUGAAAGGAGCUCAAGAAUUCAUCGUUCGGUUAAUCGAACGAGGAAUAAGUUCGGUAAACAGAUUUGAUCAUCAUUCUAUCGCUAACAGUUUGAACGUUCUGUCCAAGUGGCAUAUCGACGACUUCCAAGGCACCAGGCAAUUCAUCGUUCAACUCGUAAAACGAGGCAGUGCGACCGUACAUCAAUUCCGUGCUCAGUCGAUUGCCAACAGCUUGAACGCUUUAUCCAAGUGGGAUAUCAACGAAUUACAAGGUGCUCGUAAAUUCAUCGUUGACUUGACGAAACAAGGAUGCGCAACGUACGCGGAAUUUGAUUCUCAGGAGGUUGCUAAUAGUUUGAACGCGUUAUCUAAAUGGAAAACGGAUGAAUUUCAAGGAGCUAAGGUGUUCGUCGAAUAUUUACUAGAACGAGGUAGUUCGAUAAUUGACGAAUUCCAUUCUCAAGCGAUUGCCAAUUGUUUCAACGCUCUUUCCAAAUGGAACGUUGAAGAUUUACAAGGAAGCAAAGAGUUUAUCGUCAAGAUGGUAGAAGAAGGGAUUUCAUCGGCUGAUACGUUUCAUUAUAAAGGUAUCGCGAGUACUUUGAACGCGUUGCAUAAAUUUGGUAUUUUCGACGAAGAGAAAUGGAACGAAAAUCAAAUGAAUAAUUUCAAACGUCUUGUUAUCAAAUUGGUCAAGAAGGGUGACGACAUAUACGAAGAUUUCGAUCCGUGGGGCGUUUCUGAAAUUUUCAAAGCUUUUUCAAAGUUUAAUAUCUUAAAUGAUGAAAUAUGGACGAAGGACGAGCAGGAGCUAUUGAAAAAUUUCGCUGCCAAGCUAGCUUGUCUGGAUGGAUCAUAUAGAACGUAUAGAGAUCGCGAAAUGUUCAGUAAAUUAUGGCGAUCCUUGUGCAAAGAUGGUAUCUCCGACCGUGCUGUAGAUGAAUCUAAACUAUCGAAUGAAAAUCGUGAACCAGUAAAAACGUAGUUUUGGGUGAACUUUUCUGGCAGUGUCAGUGUUUAGUUUAGAACAGUAAAAUUUCGAUAUAUUUUCUUGACGUAAAGCUUUAUAGUUUUGUUUUGGAAAGCAAUUUGUAAAAUUGUUUCCUAUAUGUUUCUUGCGAGGUUACAUUACCUUAUUUGAUUGUAAUCGUUGAGAUCAAGAUGUUGUUUUCAAACUAUAGCACUACUCGUUUCGUCUCAACGAGAAUCUCGAUCAAAAUACGAGAAAAAUGAUUGGUUAAGAAAAUUCUUGAUCAGUAUUGUGUACCUAUUUCGAUUUUAGGAACUGAAUGUGCCUGUAUUUCGUAAAUUUUUGUGAAAUGUGAUAUUUUUUACAAUAUUUUCGUGUAAAUAAUUGUUUUAAACAUUUUGUGAUAGAAAUUGUCAAUUUUCUUGAAUGAAGUUAUGCGAAGGUAUUUGAUUUGUGCGUGAAGAUAUUUAAUUUUGUUACAAUUGAUCGAUUAAAAUACGUAUAAAAAUACCCAGUUAUUAAAAUUAUAAAAGUUUCAAGCAAUCUGGUGUCUAAUCAAAAACAGCGGUACGAUUUAAUGAAGUUUUAAUUCGGUUAAUUGAAAACCAAUACCUAUCAUAUUUGUUUUUGUAAAAUCUUGAUUUUCCAAAACUUUUAUUUAUAGUUUCACUUUUUAUGUGUUCGAUUGAACUAAUUAUAAUUUUUAAAUGAAUUUUAUGUGCAUUGUUCGAUUAAUUAUUUGAACUUAAUUUCAUUGUUUUUGAAAUAUAAUUCAGUAUGCAUGACUAUGCAACUAACCAAACUAGUGUAAAAACUUGAAAUAUUCAUACUUUUGUAUCGACUAGGUAGAAAGUAUAAUUAAAAUGUUCACAAAAAUUACAUUAUGUACAAUUGCGUUGAAAAUAUUCUAAAAUUGUUCCCAGUAGGUACCUACCUUAAAAAUGAUUGAAAUGACUUUCAUUGAUUUUUAAAUAAAAUGAAAUGAACUCAUAAAAAUUUAACAUUGUUAUAACCGGUUAAAAAAUUAUAUUUCGUAUUUUUUUCACUCUUUAGAAUAGAUUUCCGCGAUAUUUUAAUAACUUUUUCAUACGAAAUUUCAAGGCUAAUGAGUAAUUAAUAUCGAAUAUCGUGGAGACACCUUCAUCCCAGAUGUAUUGUAAUAUUGUGUAGAGAGAAUAUUUUUUUUUGACGGGAAUGGAUUUUUGGGGCCCAGAAGUUAAUUAAUUUUUGGGCCCCAAAAAUUAAUUAAUUUCUGGGCCCCAAAAAUCCAUUCACGCCAAAAAAAAAUAUUCUCUCUACAUAAUUACAAUCAGAGGUUAAAACUGUUAAAAAAACCAAAAACCAAGAAAAAACCAAGUAUAGGUAAAUCUGUUUUGAGCAAAACUUAAAAACCAAAAAUAAAAAAUAUUUGAUCAAAACCAACUAACCAAAAACCAA